Ictidomys tridecemlineatus (thirteen-lined ground squirrel) is the source of this 9207-nucleotide messenger RNA. The record is from RefSeq and is a predicted model, not a curated record. Lineage: Eukaryota; Metazoa; Chordata; Mammalia; Rodentia; Sciuridae.
UGGGGGAGCUAGUGUUUUGAGCUGAGAGCGCGUGAUGUUCCUGCGCAUGAGCACACUGUGCGCCACCGCUCUGCCAGCCUCUUACUCCCGGGACUGAAGCUCCGCCGCCACGCUGCAUUUGAGCCGGAAGCGGGAAAGACCGUGGAUAACGGGUUGCAAAGCUGUGGUGGGGAGGAGGCCAGAGGAGCGUGUAUUUGGGCUGCAGCCCCUGCCGCCUCCAGAGAUACUACUUUGGCGGUCAGAGCGCGGCGAUACUAAUGUUCUGAAAUCCUGAACCAUGAGUUUAGCACUUAAUGAUCUGCUUAUUUGCUGCCGACAACUAGAACAUGAUAGAGCUACAGAACGAAGGAAAGAAGUUGAGAAAUUUAAACGCCUGAUUCGGGAUCCUGAAACAGUUCAACAUUUAGAUAGGCAUUCAGAUUCCAAACAAGGAAAAUAUUUGAAUUGGGAUGCUGUUUUUAGAUUUUUGCAGAAAUACAUUCAGAAAGAAACAGAAUGUUUGAGGACAGCAAAACCAAAUGUAUCAGCCUCAACACAAACCUCCAGACAGAAAAAGAUGCAAGAAAUCAGUAGUUUGGUCAGAUACUUCAUCAAAUGUGCAAAUAAAAGAGCACCCAGACUAAAAUGUCAUGAACUCUUGAAUUAUAUCAUGGAGACAGUGAAAGAUUCAUCCAAUGGGGUUAUUUAUGGAGCUGAUUGUAGCAACAUACUACUCAAAGACAUUCUUUCAGUGAGAAAAUACUGGUGUGAGAUAUCACAGCAACAGUGGCUAGAAUUAUUCUCUGUGUACUUCAGGCUGUACCUCAAACCUUCCCAAGAAAUUAAUAGAGUUUUAGUGGCUAGAAUAAUUCAUGCUGUUACCAAAGGAUGCUGUUCACAAACUGAUGGAUUAAAUUCUAAAUUUUUAGAUUCUUUCUCCAAGGCUGUUCAGUAUGCAAGACAAGAAAAGAGUUCUGCAGGUCUUGGUCAUAUCUUAGCAGCCCUUAUUAUCUUUCUCAAAUCCUUGGCUGUCAACUUCCGAAUUCAAGUAUGUGAAUUAGGAGAUGAAAUUCUGCCUACCUUACUUUAUGUUUGGACUCAACAUAGAUCUAAUGAUUCCUUAAAAGAAGUAAUUAUUGAAUUAUUUCAACUGCAAAUUUAUAUCCAUCAUCCAAAAGGAGCCAAAACCCAGGAAAAAGGUGCUUAUGAAUCAAUAAAAUGGCGAAGUAUUUUAUAUAACUUAUAUGAACUUCUAGUGAAUGAAAUAAAUCAAAUAGGAAGUAGAGGAAAAUAUUCUUCCGGAUCUCGUAAUAUUGCUGUCAAGGAAAAUUUGAUUGAAUUAAUGGCAGAUGUUUGUCACCAGGUUUUUAAUGAAGAUACCAGAUCCUUGGAGAUUUCUCAGUCUUACACUACUUCACAAAGAGAAUCUAGAGAUUACAGUACACCUUGCAAAAGAAGGAAAAUAGAACUAGGCUGGGAAGUAAUAAAAGAUUAUCUUCAGAAAUCACAAAAUGAUUUUGAUCUUGUGCCUUGGCUACAGAUCACAACUCAGUUAAUAUCAAAGUACCCUGCAAGUUUACCUAAUUGUGAGAUAUCUCCAUUACUAAUGAUACUAUACCAGCUUCUGCCUCAACAGCGACAUGGGGAACGCACACCAUAUGUUUUACGAUGCCUUAUCGAAGUUGCAUUGUGUCAAGUCAAGAAAUCAAACCUAGAAAGCUCUCAAAAAUCAGAUUUAGUGAAGCUCUGGAUUAAAAUUUGGUCUAUUACACUUCGGGGUAUCAGUACUGAACAAAUGCAGACUGAAAACUUUGGCCUACUUGGAGCCAUUAUUCAAGGUAAUUUAGUUGAGGUUGACAGAGAAUUCUGGAAGUUAUUUACUGGAUCAGCCUGCAAACCUUCUGGUCCUUCAGUAUGCUGUUUGACUUUGGCACUGACCAACAGCAUAGUUCCAGAAACAGUAAAAAAGGGAACAGAACAAAAUAUAUAUGAUGUAAAUAGAAGUUUUACUUUAAAGGAAUCAAUAAUGAGGUGGCUGUUAUUUUAUCAGUUAGAAGAUGACUUAGAAGACAAUACAGAAUUGCCCCCAAUUCUUCAGAGUAAUUUUCCUCAUCUCAUCCUGGAGAAAAUUCUUGUGAGUCUUACAAUGAAAAAUUGUAAAGCUGUAAUGAAUUUGUUUCAAAGUGCACCAGAAUGUGAGCAACACCGGAAAUGUAAAGAAGAGCCUUCAUUCUCAGAAGUAGAACAACUGUUUCUUCAAACAACUUUUGAUAAGAUGGAUUUUUUAACUGUUGUGGAGGAAUGUGCUGUAGAAAAGUAUCAAUCCAGUAUUGGCUUUUCUGUUCAUCAAAACCUCAAGGAAUCAUUGGAUCGAUAUCUUCUGGGGUUAUCAGAAAGGCUUCUUAAUAGUUACUCAUCUGAGAUUACAAAUUCAGAAAUACUAGUCCGGUGUUCAAGUCUUUUGGUGGGUGUUCUUGGCUGCUAUUGUUAUACUGGUAUAGUAUCUGAAGAGGAAGCACAUAAAUCAGAAUUAUUCCAGAAAGCCAAGUCUCUAAUGCAGUGUGCAGGAGAAAGUAUCUCUCUGUUUAAAAAUAAGACAAGUGAAGAAUCUAGAAUUGGUACAUUGAGAAAUAUGAUACAUCUUUGUAUAAGUUGCUUGUGUAACUGUACCAAGCAGAAUCCAAGUAAGAUUGUAUCAGUUUUUUUCCUACGAUUGUUAACAUCAAAGCUGAUGAAUGACAUUGCAGAAAUUUGUAAAAGUUUAGCAUCCUUUAUCAGAAAGCCACUUGACUAUGGAGAAGUAGACUCAAUGAAUGAUGAUAUUGAUGAAAAUUUACAGGAGGUAGAGGAUUUGUCUUCCAUGGAUCUUUUUAAAGAUUACCCUGUUGGUAGUGUGAGUGAUGCAAGUGAUUCUGGGGAGAGCCAAAGUACUGUUGGUGCCAUGAAUCCGUUAGCUGAAGAAUAUCUGUCAAAGCAAGAUCUACUUCUUUUAGACAUGCUCAAGUUCUUGUGUAUGUGUGUAACCUCGUCUCAAGCCAAUCCUGUAUCAUUUAGAGCAGGUGAUAUAAGGAGAAAAUUGUUAAUGCUAAUUGAUUCUAGCAUACUAGAUCCUACUAAAUCUCUUCAUCUCCACAUGUAUCUAGUGCUUUUAAAGGAACUUCCUGGAAAAGAACAUCCUUUGCCAAUGGAAGAUGUUGUUGAACUUCUGAAGCCACUAUCCAGUGUGUGUUCUUUGCAUCGUCGUGACCAAGAUGUUUGUAAAACAAUUUUAAACCAUGUCCUUCCUAUUGUGACAAACCUAAGUCAAGGCAAUAUGGACACUGAGCACACAAGGGAUGCCCAAGGACAGUUCCUUAGAGUGAUUGGAGCAUUUUGGCAUCUAACAAAGGAAAAGAAGUGUACAUUCUCUGUAAGGAUGGCACUUGUGAAGUGCCUUAAAACUCUGCUUGAGGCUGAUCCUUAUUCAAAAUGGGCUAUUCUUAAUGUAAUGGGAAAAGACUUCUCUGUAAAUGAAGUAUUUCCACAAUUUCUUGCUGAUGAACAUCACCAAGUUCGCAUGUUGGCUGCAGAGUCAAUUAAUAGCUUAUCCGUUUUGGAGAAAGUUUCUGAAACUUUUGGAUAUAGAAAUUUAGAAGACUUCAUGGCUUCUCAUUUAGAUUACCUGGUUUUGGAAUGGCUAAAUCUUCAAGACACUGAAUAUAGCUUAUCUUCUUUUCCUUUUAUUUUAUUGAACUACACAAAUGUUGAAGAUUUCUAUAGAUCUUGUUAUAAGGUUUUGAUUCCACAUCUGGUGAUUAGAAGUUGUUUUGAUGAGGUUAAGUCCAUUGCUAAUCAGAUUCAAGAGGAUUGGAAAAGUCUUCUGAUAGACUGCUUCCCAAAGAUUCUUGUAAAUAUUCUUCCUUAUUUUGCUUACGAGGGUGUAGGAGACAGUGGGAUGGCACAACAAAGAGAGAAUGCUACUAAGGUCUAUGAUAUUCUUAAAGGGGAAAACCUGCUGGGAAAACAGAUUGAUCAUUUAUUUAUUAGUAAUUUACCAGAGAUUGUGGUGGAAUUAUUGAUGUCGUUACAUGAAACAGCAGAUUCUGCAGAUUCUGGUGCCAGCCAGAGCACUGAUGCCUGUGACUUUUCAGGGGAUUUGGAUCCUGCUCCUAAUCCACCUUAUUUUCCAUCACAUGUGAUUAAAGCAACAUUUGCUUAUAUCAGCAAUUGUCAUAAAACCAAGUUUAAGAGCAUUUUAGAAAUUCUUUCCAGAAACCCUGAUUCCUAUCAGAAAAUUCUUCUAGCCAUAUGUGAGCAAGCAGCUGAGACAAAUAAUGUGUAUAAAAAGCAUAGAGUUCUUAAAAUAUAUCACCUGUUUGUUAGUUUAUUACUAAAAGAUAUAAAAAGUGGCUUAGGAGGAGCUUGGGCCUUUGUGCUUCGAGAUGUUAUUUAUACUUUGAUUCACUAUAUCAACAAAAGGCCUUCAAAUUUCACGGAUGUGUCAUUACGCAGCUUCUCUCUUUGUUGUGACCUGUUGGGUCAGGUUUGCCAAACAGCAGUGACUUACUGUAAAGAUGCUUUAGAAAAGCAUCUUCAUGUUAUUGUUGGUACACUUAUACCCCUUGUGAAUGAUCAAGUGGAGGUUCAGGAGCAGGUACUGAACUUGUUGAAGUAUUUAGUGAUAGAUAACAAGGAUAAUGAAAACCUCUAUCUCACGAUUAAGCUUUUAGAUCCUUUUCCUGACCACAUUCUUUUUAAGGAUUUGCGUAUUACUCAGCAGAAUAUCAAAUACAGUAGAGGGCCUUUUUCACUUUUGGAGGAAAUUAACCAUUUUCUUGCAGUAAGUGAUUAUGAUGCGCUUCCAUUGACAAGGCUUGAAGGAUUAAAGGAUCUUCGAAGACAACUAGAACAACAUAAAGAUCAGAUGAUGGACCUUAUGAGAGCAUCUCAGGAUAACCCACAAGAUGGCAUUGUGGUAAAGCUAGUUGUCAGCUUGUUGCAGUUAUCCAAGAUGGCAGUAAACCACACCGGUGAAAGAGAAGUUUUAGAGGCUGUUGGAAGCUGUUUGGGAGAAGUUGGUCCUAUAGAUUUUUCUACCAUAGCUAUACAACAUAGCAAAGAUACAUCUUAUACCAAGGCCCUUGAGUUAUUUGAAGAUAAGGAACUUCAGUGGACAUUAGUAGUGUUGAUCUACCUGAAUAAUACAUUGGUAGAAGAAUGCUGGUUUCCCAAGAUGUAUGCCUCCCCAACUAAAGAUGGUUGUGGCGGCAGCUCAGAGUCAGAACCAUUUUUCCGAAGCUCUUUGGAUAAAAAAUCACAAAGAACAAUGCUUGCUGUUGUAGACUACAUGAGAAGACAGAAGAGACCCUCGGCAGGAACAGUUUUUGAUGAUGCUUUCUGGCUGGAUUUGAAUUAUCUGGAGGUUGCUAAAGUAGCUCAGUCUUGUGCUGCUCACUUUACAGCAUUGCUCUAUGCAGAAAUCUAUGCAGAUAAGAAGAACAUGAAUGAUCAAGAGAAAAGAAGUCUUAUAUUUGAAGAAGGAAGCCAAAGUACAACUAUUUCUAGUUUGAGUGAAAAAAGCAAAGAAGAAACUGGAAUAAGUUUACAGGAUCUUCUAUUAGAAAUUUACAGAAGUAUAGGAGAGCCAGAUAGUCUGUAUGGCUGUGGUGGAGGGAAAAUGUUGCAACCCCUUACUAGACUACGAACAUAUGAACAUGAAGCAAUGUGGGAGAAAGCCUUAGUAACGUAUGACCUUGAGACAGCAAUCUCCCCAGUAACUCGCCAGGCAGGAAUAAUUCAGGUAUAUUUUUUUCUUGGAUUAGUAAAGAUGUCACUAGUGCAGUUUUUAUUUUUUGAAUUAUCUCACAGCAAAGGAUUAGAAGGAACCAGUUACCAUGAAUCAUUGUACAAUGCUCUGCAGUCUCUGAAAGACAGAGAAUUCUCCACAUUUUAUGAAAGUCUCAAAUAUGCCAGAAUAAAAGAAGUGGAAGAGUUGUGUAAGGGCAGUCUUGAGAUUAUUUAUAAGUUCUAAACUUGUUACUGCACAAAUUCCUUUGUAAUGUAUAUUACAUUUUAGAACCUCAUAAUUUUUUUUCAUUUCUUUUGCUUAUAUUAACUCUCUGAUUUGGCUUUCAGAUCACUCACAGAUAGACAAAUCUCUGAAUUGUAUAUUAAGUGGCGUAAACAUUCCCAGAUAAUUAAGGACAGUGAUUUUAGCUUUCAGGAGCCUAUCAUGGCUCUACGCACUGUUAUUUUGGAGAUCCUGAUGGAAAAACAAGUGGAGCUCUCUCAAAGAGAGUGCUUUAAGGACAUUCUCACCAAACACCUUAUAGAAUUCUCUGUUCUGGCCCGAACUUUCAAGAACACUCAGCUACCUGAAAGGGCAAUAUUUCAAAUCAAACAGUAUAAUUCAUCUAUUUGUGGUGUCUCUGAGUGGCAGCUAGAAGAAGCACAAGUAUUCUGGGCAAAAAAGGAGCAGAGUCUUGCCCUGAAUAUUCUCAAGCAAAUGAUUAAAAAGUUGGAUGCCAACUGCACAGAGAAUGAUCCCAACCUAAAACUUAUAUACACAGAAUGUCUGAGGGUUUGUGGCAACUGGUUGGCAGAAACUUGCCUAGAAAAUCCUGCAGUCAUCAUGCAGACCUACCUAGAAAAGGCAGUAGAAGUUGCUGGAAGUUAUGAUGGAGAAAGUAAUGAAGAGCUCAGAAAUGGAAAAAUGAAGGCAUUUCUCUCAUUAGCACGAUUCUCUGAUACUCAAUACCAAAGAAUUGAAAACUACAUGAAAUCAUCAGAAUUUGAAAACAAGCAAGCUCUCUUGAAAAGGGCCAAAGAAGAAGUGGGCCUCUUAAGGGAACAUAAAAUUCAGACCAACAGAUACACAGUAAAGGUUCAGAGAGAGCUGGAGCUGGAUGAAUGUGAUCGAACAGAGGCUGCAAACAAAAUAAUAUGUACUAUCAGAAGUAAGAGACCUCAGAUGAUCAAGAAUAUUGAGGCACUUUGUGAUGCUUAUAUUAUAUUAGCAAACUUAGAUGCCACUCAGUGGAAAACUCAGAGAAAAGGCAUCAGUAUUCCAGCAGACCAACCAAUUACCAAACUUAAGAAUUUAGAAGAUGUUAUUGUUCCUACUAUGGAAAUUAAGGUGGAUCCCACUGGAGAAUAUGGAAAUCUAGUGACUGUUCAGUCAUUUAAAACAGAAUUUCGUUUAGCAGGAGGUUUAAAUUUACCAAAAAUAAUAGAUUGUGUAGGCUCUGAUGGCAAGGAAAGGAGACAGCUUGUCAAGCUUGUUAACAAUGAAGAUGGGGCUCACAAAAGAUAUAGGCCAAAUGAUUUCAGUGCUUUUCAAUGCCAAAAGAAAAUGAUGGAAGUACAAAGGAGGUCAUUUGAAGAGAAAUAUGAGAUCUUCAUGAAUAUUUGCCAAAAUUUUCAACCAGUUUUUCGUUACUUCUGCAUGGAAAAAUUCUUGGACCCAGCUGUUUGGUUUGAGAAACGACUGGCUUAUACACGCAGUGUGGCCACUUCUUCUAUUGUUGGUUACAUCCUUGGACUUGGUGAUAGACAUGUACAGAAUAUCUUGAUAAAUGAGCAGUCAGCAGAACUUGUGCAUAUAGAUUUAGGGGUUGCUUUUGAACAGGGUAAAAUCCUUCCUACUCCUGAAACAGUUCCGUUUAGACUCACCAGAGAUAUUGUGGAUGGCAUGGGCAUUACUGGUGUUGAAGGGGUCUUCAGAAGAUGCUGUGAGAAAACCAUGGAAGUUAUGAGAAAUUCUCAGGAAACUCUGCUAACCAUUGUAGAGGUUCUCUUGUAUGAUCCACUCUUUGACUGGACCAUGAAUCCUUUGAAAGCUCUGUAUUUACAGCAGAGGCCAGAAGAUGAAACCGAGCUACACACCACUCCAAAUGCGGAUGACCGAGAAAGCAAACGAGAUCUUAGUGAUAUUGACCAAAGUUUCAACAAAGUGGCAGAACGUGUCUUGAUGAGAUUGCAAGAGAAACUGAAAGGAGUGGAAGAAGGCACUGUGCUCAGUGUGGGUGGACAGGUGAAUUUGCUCAUACAGCAGGCUAUGGACCCCAAAAAUCUCAGCCGACUUUUCCCAGGAUGGAAAGCUUGGGUGUGAUCUUCAGUAUAAGAAAUACUCCUUGAAUUCAACCUUUAGAAAUUGUAUUUCAGCUUUCAUUUUCAACCCAUUCACAGUCUUUAAGUGGGGAUUAAUAUUUAAGUGAACAACUGUGUUUUUGAAAAAAAAUGUUUUCUGCUUGAUUAAUUCAUCACCCAAAGAUGCUGUGAUAGUGUCCAGGAAGCUGUUUGCUUUCACACAUUAAAAAUGACUGUUAUUCUUGCCCUACUUAUUGGCUAAAUUUUUAUUUCUUCUCAAUAGCAUAGUCAUGGCAUUUUCAAUGGAAUCCAUGAUUUAUCUAUUAGCUGAGAAUGAUGAAACAGCAGAACAAUGGUUGUUCCUUUGGUAUAGAUUAUAACAAAAAUACUGCUAUUUUAAGGUGGCUUUUAGUUAAAACUUAUUUCCCAGAUAUUACAUAUAUGUAUGUGAUAGUUUUCUAUAAAAGGGGGAAAACUCUAAAAUUGUAACCAUGGUAAAGCUACAUUAAAAAUAAGAAUAUAGGACUGGGAGUGUGACUCAGUGAUAGAGAGGUUCCCUGAGAGGAUGAGGGAGGGACAAAGGAUAUUGAAAACAAAGUAGUGCAGGUUGAGCAUUCCUAACCUGAAAAUCCAAAACAAAAUGUGUCAGUGACACAGACCUCUCUUACUUUACCCAGAAUUUUCUGAGUGUCAUUUUGGUGGAUUUUCACAUUAGGGAUGCUCAGCUCAGCGUUUAUACAGAUACUUCAAAGUCAGAAAUACUUCUGGUUCCAAGCAUUUUGAAUAAGGGAUAUUCAGUCUGUAUUCUAAAAAUGUGUUUGUAUUUUCAGUAUGGUCACCUAGAGUUAUAAAACAAUGAAAAUGUUACAGAGAAAUUCAAAGACAUGGUUAGUGUAGUUUUUAUUUUUAAAAAAUAUAUAUAUACAUAAAAUGUAUAUAUUUCCCUAUUCUAAUCUUAAACUUAAGUCAGACUUCAAGAUUAGAAUAGACUAGUCUUACAAUUUAGAAAGCUAGUAUACUGGUUUGAAAUAUAUUGUGCCAUUUCAAAUGUUUUAAUUGCACCUUAAUGAAAUUAUGUAGUUUUGUUUUAAUACUACUAAAUGUUAUUGUUACCUGAGUCUAUUAUAAAAUGGUUUUUCAAUAAAUAAUUCUUCAAGUUUA